ACCCAUUCGAACGACCAGUGAUUCUCUUAAUUGCAUCACUUCCCGUGUCUUUAACGUGACAGUCACGUAGACCUUCUUCCUCGUAACUAUUCGACUGAAGGACCAACGACACAUUGAUGGGCCACUCGGCCCAUUGAAGUUUCCACACCCUUUUGGGGUUAGGUUGAAGUUAGGUUGAGGAUAGGUCUAUGCUGUCUGCACUUAGACCUUCUCGCAACAUUAUUUAUGGUUCAGCUGAUAUUCCUUAGACAAUCUGUCCGCGAUACUACAUCAAAUUAGGUGUUACAUCCACUACUAGAAGUUAAUCUUUAGAAUCUGAUCUGUAUUCGCUUGCAAUUCAGCAAUUGAUCGUCGACCGUUCAGGAUUCAAGAGGAUUUGUCUCUGAUUCCAAACAGUGGAUGAUAUAGGAUUUCAUCUCGUCUUCUAAUAUUUACACCAUUUUCCCUCAUGCAAUCAGUCUUCCACCGCUUGACACCUAUUUACAGUAUCUUGCUACACAAUCAGCCUGCAACAGUGCUUAUCGCUUGCUAUCCAGAUUAUUCAGCCGUACGGACCCUGUUCAUAUUCUCAUGCAACUUCUGAGUCAGCCGUGGAUGGCAGAAAAAUCAAACGAUUCUUAACAAUUCGUGAACUGCAGUGUGGAAAAGAAUUUCAUUGGAAAACAAGCGAUAACGUAUGGUAGCGUGGAAGAAACGAUGCCUGGUGGCAAGAUGCGCGGAAGUGGGACGAAAUCGUAACGUUGAUAAGGUAUUGGAUGCGUAAAUAAGGUUGAAAGUCAGAUUUUCGCGAGAAGCGUGUCCCUUCUCGUCAGAUAAUCGUGUCAGAGGUCGUGGCCUGUAUCUAAUCGAGGCUCUGCGAACGCUAUGCACCGAACAAUGUAUACGAGAGUUGAGAACGGAUGGUCAGUCACGAUCCGACCGUUAAUAACUUAACCUGGUGCGUGAAAACUCGAUCUGAAAAUGCUGAAAUCGUAUCUGUCCGUUCUAUCGAUCGUUUUACUAUUUUCCACGAUCGUUCGAUCGGAGGAACAACCGACCUGCAGGCAGAUAAAAGGGUACAAGGUGUGCGACAAAAAGGGAACCCUGAUGGACGUCAGCCAACAAGAAUUCGAGGAAACGUUACAGAUUCACGACUUGAACCUGUUAGCUAUUCGAGAAGACACCUUCAAAAAUCUAACGACCACGAAGCUGAGCUUCGGUCUGGGUAACAAAAUCUCCGUGGUGAAAAAGAAGUCGUUCAAAGGAUUGGAAAAACUGGAACGGCUGGACCUAGACAGCAACGUUAUACCUCUGUCACCGAAUCUGUUCUCAGAGCUGAAGCAAUUGCAUUCGCUAUCUCUGAUCUUCAAUAAGAUCAGCGAGAUACCCAAAGACACUUUCGCUGACCUGUCCAACUUGAUGUGGCUGUACUUGGGACACAACGACAUCGAAUCGGUGAACAAGGACUCGUUCUCAGGAUUAUCUUCGUCGCUGACGUUCCUCUGGUUAAACGACAAUAAAAUCACCAGCAUAGACACUGGAGCGUUCAGCCAGAUGCCAGAAUUGACCCGCCUUCACUUGGAGAACAAUAAACUAACCUCAAUUCAGCCAGGAGUGCUGCGGGGAUUGCACAAGUUGGACGGCCUCUUUCUCGAAGAGAAUGAAUUGACAAGCGUGUCCAAGAACGAUUUCAAAGGACUGAUUGGUUUAAGGAUUUUGAACCUGGAUCACAAUCAGAUAGCAAGUAUCGAGUCAGGAGCAUUCUCAGAUCUCAGUCAGUUGGAACAAUUGAACCUGAGGAAGAACCAGCUGACCCGAGUUGACUCCGGAGUGUUCAAUGGACUGUCCAACUUGAAAAGGUUGGAUCUCUCUGAUAACAAGAUCGCUGUAGUGCAAUCUGGUGCAUUUGCAGGCCUUUCAGCGCUGAAAACCUUAAUCCUGGCGAACAAUAAAUUAACUGACGUAGACAGAAAGGACUUUGGACUGACCAGUUUGACUAUUCUGUAUACGUAAGGCGAGGCUAUUCUCUGCUAUGCGGAGUGUUGUACGCAGUUUGCAGAAUGUAGAGAUCGGUGUAAUAAAGAAGUGUGACGUUGUACAUGUUAAA
This is a messenger RNA of Bombus terrestris (buff-tailed bumblebee), 2086 nucleotides long. RefSeq names its product insulin-like growth factor-binding protein complex acid labile subunit. The transcript has a single exon. NCBI's taxonomy places the organism in Eukaryota, Metazoa, Arthropoda, Insecta, Hymenoptera, Apidae. The record is from RefSeq and is a predicted model, not a curated record. Gene Ontology annotation, molecular function: protein binding. Bases 961 to 1992 code for a protein of 343 amino acids.